Gopherus flavomarginatus (Mexican gopher tortoise) is the source of this 3013-nucleotide messenger RNA. It is a transcript of the gene FOXN4, whose product is annotated as forkhead box N4. NCBI's taxonomy places the organism in Eukaryota, Metazoa, Chordata, Testudines, Testudinidae. The coding region runs from base 347 to 1717 and encodes 456 amino acids. Gene Ontology annotation, biological process: regulation of transcription by RNA polymerase II. The transcript is spliced from 10 exons. Gene Ontology annotation, molecular function: DNA-binding transcription factor activity, RNA polymerase II-specific; transcription cis-regulatory region binding. The record is from RefSeq and is a predicted model, not a curated record.
CCCAACUGAGUCGCCGGGUGCAUCCGAAGGAAGUUUAAAUGCUAUAAAAGAUUAGAGAGCACAACCGCUGGCCACGAACAACUCCUGGAGGGGCUGCCAAUCCGGGGGUGGGAAUGGGAUGGGGACUCAGUGCUCCUGGGGCUGAGAAAUGCUGCAGUCCCCUUGACCCUGCCCUGUGACUGACCCUGCAAAGCAACUCACUCGCCCUGUGCGCAUGCUCCGGGUUGGACAGCUCCUGAGAGGGAAAUUUAAAAACGGUUUGGAGACAGAAACUGCAGCCAAAUUACAAAGAGAGAGAUCCCUUUAGACCAGAGAAGUGCAGCAGCCGCAGAUCUCACUCCAGGAGAUGAUAGAAAGUGACAUUACAUCCAUGAUGCCAGGAAUCAUUAGAAAUUCAGGGCAAAAUCAUCACCCCUUGCCACAGGAAUACAGACUCUUGGCUUCCGCCCCCUCCCAGUUGAGUGAAGACCUUCCAAGCGACUUGCAGUCCUUGUCAUGGCUGACCUCUGUUGAUGUUCCUCGCUUACAACAGAUGGCUAGUGGAAGAAUGGACUUCAGCAUCAGCUCUCAGGAGUCAAUGCUGCAGCAGACAGGUCCUGUGCCAGGUAAUAUGCAUGCAACAGGUGCUCCCGGAGCAAUGAUUCAGGUGCAGGCCAGUCUGCCACAGGGAAUUCUGGGACUGAAUACUAUUACAUCGCAUGGAGCAAAUAUGAGCCAGUACACAGUCGGAGGGCAGCCAUCUCCUAGUUUACAGUCACAGCACCCGCUUUUCCCUGCGCCUCAUUCACAGCGAGUGUUUGCCAUCGCACAGAAUGCGCAACAGUGUAACUCAGCAGCAAUAUACAAUGCAUCCUAUGGACCCCAUCCUCAAUAUUCUCAACCUCGCCUUGCCCCUCACACUGCUCAGGAAGUCCAUCCAAAACAUUAUCCCAAGCCAAUCUACUCCUACAGCUGCUUGAUUGCAAUGGCAUUAAAGAACAGUAAAACGGGCAGCCUCCCAGUGAGUGAGAUCUAUGGCUUCAUGAAGGAGCACUUCCCCUACUUUAAGACAGCGCCCGAUGGUUGGAAGAACUCUGUGCGCCAUAACCUCUCCCUGAACAAGUGCUUUGAGAAAGUGGAGAAUAAAAUGAGUGGCACCUCACGCAAAGGCUGCCUGUGGGCCCUCAACCCUGCCAAGAUUGACAAGAUGGAAGAAGAGAUGCAGAAAUGGAAGAGGAAGGACUUGGCCGCUAUUCACAGGAGCAUGGCCAAUCCAGAGGAAUUAGACAAACUAAUCACCGACAGACCUGAGAACUGCAGGCGGUCUAGUAAAUUGGCAGAAUCCGAAGUGUCCACACUGACCCACAUGACCGCAGCCCAAGGCCGAAUCUCCAUCUCCAAGCUGCAGCCCCAGCCCAUGACUCUCUCUCUGCAGUCCAUACCACUGCAUCACCAGAUCCAGACCCAGGCUCGCAUAGCCCCGGACUCACCGGCACCUGCCCAGACGCCUCCUCUCCAUACUCUGCCUGACAUGAGCCAGAGUCCGCUUCCUCAUCACCCAAUGAGCCACGCACCCGCAGACUUCCUGAAUGUGACGGCAGAUAUGAACAGCGAAGUGGAUGCUCUCGAUCCAAGCAUCAUGGAUUUCGCACUACAAGAGCCAAAUAACCACAGCCAUCAAACAAACGGAGAUCACAUGCCUUUUCUGGAAACUCUUGCAAUGCCAACACCUUUCUGAUGUAACUGUCUUUAAAUGUAUUCUUGGAGGAGGGAGUGGGGUGGGAAGGAGGCUUCAAGCAGAAAUUUUUUAAAUCAAACCCACAAUUUUUUUUACCUAGGGCUUAAUAAAACAGGAGGGUGGGUGGCUGACCACAUGAAGGAGGUAGUAGAGCUGAAUUAUUAAACUGAUCAUUGGAGUGGAAUUUUAGGAAGGACAUUUAUCUUAGGCUUGAACAAAAAAAUUAGAUUUGUUACAAUAGUUCCUGUGUAUUGUGCUUCUGUUGAGUCUUGUGCUAGGCAGUAUUACUAUUUGUAAAUUUAUUUAUAUUUAUUGUUAUGAAGAGAAAAGAAAUUAUGUAAACUGAGCACUGUUCAGUUUUUUUUAAAUGCAGUAACUAUUUGCAUGAACUAAAUUAUUCAUAAUCACAAAUGCAACACCUUAUUUUAAAUCACUUUUGUAGUACUUUGGUUUCAUUUUGAAAGCUGAAUUUAAACAAGCACUCUUGAUACUGUGAAACACCUUUAAAAAAAAGUCAGACCAAAUUUUUUUUUUUUACUAUACAGUACCAAUUCAUAAUUGUCUUUUUUCCUAAUUAACCUAAGCAAAAUUGAUUCUUACCAUGCAUUUUUUUUGUAAACUUUUGAAAACUAGUAUGUAUUUGGUAACAUUUUAAAAUUGGAUUUGAAGAAAGUUCAAACUACGAGUGAUGUAAAGUAAGUUGUAAGAAUUACACUUACAUGUAGUGUUUAGGUUUUUGUACCUCUGUGACAUUUAAGUAAUAUUUAUUAUUAUUUUUUGUUUUGCUUAUCACUGUGCCUCGAUAACAAUUGUACCCUUCCUUAUAAUUGUACCAACACUGUACCGACUUAGAUUCGGACAAAACUCUUCCCUACACUAAAUUAUGACUAAGAAUGUUUUGAAGCAGAAAAGGCCCCACUAAUUUUUCAGUACACAGAUUUAAACAAGAAAAAAAAUAAAACAGCCAGCCUUUCUUAAAUUCUGUAUACUGAUACUCUGGGAAGAUGUAGAAUGCAGGAUCUUAUCCCACUGCAAUGUCCAGUGGUACUUUCUUGUUGAAAAUCAACAUUGUGAAAAUGAGAUGUGAUAAUGUCUUAUGCGUAUAUAUCUUUUCAAAUAUGCACAUAAGUAAUAACCUCUUCUAAAAUGGCAUGAUGCUCCAUGUCAUAAUUUAUUGUUUAAUCAAGUCCCAUUUAGAAACAAAAUAAUGUGGACGUUGAUCAUUUGAUGUGAGUGGUAUCAUUUAAGAUGUUUUAAAUUUUUUAAUAAAUAUUUCUUAGUGCUAACCCUGGGUUA